This is a messenger RNA of Oikopleura dioica, 1761 nucleotides long. The record is from the annotation of a GenBank genome assembly. NCBI's taxonomy places the organism in Eukaryota, Metazoa, Chordata, Appendicularia, Copelata, Oikopleuridae.
AUGCGAAUCAACCGGGAGAUUGACGUCCACGAAGCCUACAUGAUUCAAGCUGUUCAGAAACAAGCAUGUUCCUUGCGAAACUCUGCUGUAUCCAUUUUUGAGGAACUGAAUUUUCGAAUGAAAUUUCCGGAAACGGCCAGAAGCAUGUGGACUUUGUAUGGCGGAUAUCAUCGUGAGUUUAUGCCAGGCUUCAGGCAAAACAUCAUCCAUGAAAUCAAAAAGACCACACUCCACCAGCAUCGAGCAGCUCCCAUCGGCUGCAUCCACGGACCAAUUUCCCCAUUCAGAUCCCAAAUUGUCAGGGAUGACCAAGGGAAAGUAUACAAGAUUGGAGAUCAGGCUACUUUUAUCAUUGUUCCGAGAGAUGCUAAUGGACAGGAAAAGUUCAUUUUCCAGAAAAAAGUUCCCGAGAAGCAGCCAUUCGUGGUAAAAAUAUAUCCCGAAGUCCACAAGAUCACAGUAUAUCCAUGUUUGAAUGCUGCUAAAAAGCUCUUUGUCAAGGUCGAUGUCGAUCUGCUUGAAGAAGGAGAAUUCAACGUCCAGGUGAUCUUGAACUGGUAUGGAAUCAUAUCGAAGCCAUUCCCAAUCACCGUCGAUGGCUUUGAUCGUUCCCUCAUUUCUUUCAUAGACGAAGAUCGUGAACAAGAGGUUAAAAACCAGCCAGACAUCGUCAGUGGUCACGGACACGGCGACGACCAAGUCAAUCGCGCUUGGGGGGUCUGUGCUCUUCCAGGCGGACUUUUCGCUGUUGGGGAUCGAGGCAACCAUCAAGUAAAAGUCUUCACAACAAGAGGGGAAAUAGUCGACAUCUACCCUCCGAGAAUGACUCCUGGCGAGCCUAUGCCCCCAAGCACAGAACGAGGAUUAUUUGACAAACCCUGCGGACUUGCGUACACAAGAACUCCCGAAUCAGCGAUCGUAGUUGCAGACAAGGACAAUCACAGGGUUGCAAUUUUGCUGUGGGACAAGAAGAGGAAUAAGCUCAAUCGAGCUUUUGGAAAAGAGGGAACGAAGAUCGGACAGUUCAAGUAUCCAUGGGACGUUUCAGUGAAUUUAAGCGGAGAAAUCGCCGUUUCGGACUCUCGAAAUUGGCGUGUUCAGCUCUUCACAUUCCUUGGAGACUAUAUCGCAUCGUUCGGAUAUGGGAACGAACCCGAGCAUCUCAAAGCAUCAGUCUUCACCAGUUCACGGCCGUUGAACUACCCACGAGGAAUCGUCUUUGACAAGAAAGGAAACUUGCUUGUCACUGAUUUCAAUGCGCACACUGUCACGAUCAUCGACCCCGAGUUCAAGAAGUCAAUGCAAUUCGGCUGCUCCCAAAAGGCAGCAAACGGAGCGCCCUCUCCGCCUUCUUUGUCACCGCCUUCGUUCUCUCCACCUCACCGAGAUGACUUGGACUGGUCGACACUGGACAUUUCCGAUAACGAUAGCAGCAGUGAAGAGGAGCAACAACAGACCAGCAGUGCAUUUAUGCAUUAUUUUGACUUGAAUAAAGACGAAGAGAUCGAUCAUGUGAUCAUGGAAAGACCAGCCGGUAUUGCCAUCGACAGAGACGGAAAUUUCUAUGUUGCUGUGUGCAAAUUUCGUAAAAUUUACGUAUUCAAUCCUGAUCGAACUCUCCGGGGCAAAAUCAUCAACGAAAAUCUGCGAAAACCAGCAGGAAUCUGCAUCACAACCGAAGGAAGACUGGUUGUGGUCGAAGAAGGCGAAAACGAUCGAAUUUCAACUGUUGAGGACCAACACCGAAUUCUUAUUUUCUAA